This is a messenger RNA of Coturnix japonica (Japanese quail), 1506 nucleotides long. NCBI's taxonomy places the organism in Eukaryota, Metazoa, Chordata, Aves, Galliformes, Phasianidae. The record is from RefSeq and is a predicted model, not a curated record.
CUGUCUGCAAACGUGGAGUUAACUCUUAGUGUUGUUUUCCUCUAGAGAGAAUGUUCUGCACUUCAAGAGUUAAGAGGUGCUGGUGGAGCUUUCAUGCAUAUAUCAGGAGGGUAUUUCAGCUUACCUUCACUGCUUCCCAGCUAGAAUUAACCAAGUAUUGUCUAAAGGGGCCAAAACCUGAAAAGGAAAGAAGGUGCUUUUAACUUAUCCUUGCACUGCAAGUUUAGAUUAGCUGACAACAGACUCUGAAACCUGCCAUGUGCUGUUCUAAUUCUGGACACUGACUAUGUGACAUCGUGAUGCAACCUGGUUUUGCUGCUUCAGAGCUCCUUUUGGGUUGCUGUUAUUUGGUAGAUACAGUAGCAGGAGAUCCACAGGUUCUGCAAGCAGAUGCUGAAAUGUACUAUGAAAAACUGUUGAAGCAGUCAUCAUCUGCUCCUGAUGUUUUUUCCAUACCUGGAGGAGAAAAGGUUAAACUUGAAGAUUCCUGUGUGUGUUUUGUCCCUCUCUACCGAAAUAGUCCUACUUGCAAAAUGUUGCUGUUAACUGACCCACAGGAUAAAGAGACAGUUUUGGCACUUUAUAUGAACCAGCGAUGGUGGCCUGUUGAAGAUGUUGUAAAAACUGCUGACCCUUCUAGAGAGGGGUUGAUUUCGGUCCAGACGUUUGGAGAAAGGAUUGUCCUCUUUGUUCUAAACUACAUUAUUUUUGGAAUGCCGGAAGGGAAUUCAUCUAAUGGUGCGUUCUUUCUACCUCACUCUGCCACUGAGUGUGCCAAGAUACUCUGGAGAGAUGGAGAGGCUGUUGCCUUUUACUCGGUGAAGAUGAAAGGGAGUCUGUGUGAUGGUUCUACCAGUCAAUGUUACAUGCUGCCAGUUUUGGAUACUAUAUUUGUCCAGAGAAAGUAUCGAAGAGGUGGCCUAGGGAUGAAAAUGCUGCGUGAUUUCUGUCAGUCUUUCAAGACUGAGGAUGCCUUGGGGAUCAGCUGCCCUAUUUCUGCUGCCAUGUAUCAAGUUUGCCUGAAGUACUUGCAGACUUACCCUGAGGAGCAGAAGCGACUGUGGGAGGUGGAAGCACCAGGAGACUGGAGCCAGCGAGUGAAUAUCUGGUUAAAAAUUCUGAUGGAAUCAUCCCUUUCAGGAAGGCAUGGAAUUCAUUCUUGAUGUUGAGAAAGAGGCAGGAGGUGUCACAGGAAAAUAAAGAAGAUGGCAAGCAGUAGGAACUCUAAACUCACAGAGGUCUGAGCAGCAGGACACAGAGCAAAGUGAAGGUAAUAGUAACAAUGCAAAGGAUCCAGAAGAGAAGCAGAUCCUCGGGAUGCUGGAGACAAGGCCAUCAAAUGAUUCAGAAUUAUACCAUAACUGCACUCUCAAAAUACAGCAAAAUCUCAGUCUAGUUUAAAAAAAAAUGUAAUUGAAUGUUCAUAAUUUGUAACACCAGAGAGAUUUUUUCAGGUAAAGGAACAUGUUCUGUGUCUUGUUUUAAUAAAGCUUUUCUUUACUGAUG